GUUUACUCAAUGACAAUUGACAAGAUCCUGCGGUUCCACAACGGACAGUAUGACAAAGCUCACCAUUGUUUGGCCUAUACCAUGAAUGAACUUAAAAGAAAAUUUCCUGAAUUCGGGAACCAUGAACGAAGGCCAUCUUAUUGUACAAAUGUACCAUUGAUAAAUG
This is a messenger RNA of Candidula unifasciata, 166 nucleotides long. The record is from the annotation of a GenBank genome assembly. NCBI's taxonomy places the organism in Eukaryota, Metazoa, Mollusca, Gastropoda, Stylommatophora, Geomitridae.